AGGCUUCAAAACACCCCAUCCAACACGCAACCUCACAGUUUACUCCAGGAGAGGAGGAGGAAACGUCCAGAGCUGAAUCUGAAGGUAGAAGCAACAUCUAAAAAGGGACCUCAUCUGCAAUGUCAGGACACACACAGCUGUGGCUGCUCAUAGCAGUGGCUUGGCUAUGUGUUCUCAACAAAGAAGCUUGUGCAAGUUCAAUCGCUCUGCAUGACUUGAGGUCAAACACAGCUCUAACUGGUAAUGGAACAGCAGCUCCUCUCAGCAUAGAUUCCAGGGCCAACAACCACCAUCCAGUGUGCAGAAUCAACUGUGACUUUGAGAACAACUUCUGCACCUGGAAUCAGUUACUGACCGACGUUUUUGAUUGGACGAGACACAGUGGCUCCACCCCCACAUCAAUGACUGGACCUUCCUUUGACCACACAACUGGAAGCGGUCACUACAUUUACAUUGAGGGGGACAGCGCCACUCAUGGCGAUACAGCACGUCUCCUCAGUGAGGAAUGCGCUGACCAGCAGCCGCAGUGCCUGCAGUUCUGGUACCACAUGUACGGUUCCAGCUGGACCAUGGGCCUGGCCCUCUACCUGCUGCAUGGCAAUGAUGCCCGGGAGGUCUGGAGACUGAGAGAAAGCAAAGGGAACACCUGGCACCGUGCUCUAGUGCCCCUCAUACCCCGGGGCAACUUUCAGGUUAUCUUUGAAGGACGCAGAGGUGCUGAUGCUAGAUCUGAUGUGGCUGUAGAUGACAUCUCUCUACACAGAGGAUCUUGUGAAGAUCUGCUUCCCCCACCUCUGCCAGACAGCAGCCAUCCAGUGUGCAGAAUCAACUGUGAUUUUGAGAAGGAUCUCUGCACCUGGAACCAAUACCUGGCUGAUGUUUUUGAUUGGACGAGACACAGUGGCUCCACCCCCACGCUGUUGACUGGUCCUUCCUCUGACCACACAACUGGAAGUGGUCACUACAUGUACAUUGAGGGGGACAGCGCCACUCAUGGCGAUACAGCACGUCUCCUCAGUGAGGAAUGCACUGAUGUGCAGCCGCAGUGUCUGCAGUUCUGGUACCACAUGUACGGUUCCAGCUGGACCAUGGGCCUGACCGUCUACCUGAUGUACGGCAACCACCCCCAGGAGGUCUGGAGACUCAGAGAAGACAAAGGGAACACCUGGCAUCGCGCUCUGGUUAACCUCAAACCCCAAGGCCACUUCAAGAUAAUCUUUGAAGGACGCAGAGGUGCUGAUGCUAGAUCUGAUAUAGCUGUAGAUGACAUCUCUCUACACAGAGGAACUUGUGAAGAUUUAAUGAACAGCAUUCCUACUCCAUCCAAACCUGAGCAUCCAAUAGUAAGCACCCCAGGUAGCAUCAGAACAACAACUCCACAGCCAUCUAGAGAGACCACAACGGUCAAAUCUCAAAAGACAAGUGCAAGUAUCCCAGCAAACCCCAACACUCCAGCUCCUUCUGCUGCAAUGUGUAGAAUCAACUGUGACUUUGAGAACAACUUCUGCACCUGGAAUCAGUUACUGACCGACGUUUUUGAUUGGACGAGACACAGUGGCUCCACCCCCACAUCAAUGACUGGACCUUCCUUUGACCACACAACCGGAAGCGGUCACUACAUUUACAUUGAGGGGGACAGCGCCACUCAUGGCGAUACAGCACGUCUCCUCAGUGAGGAAUGCGCUGACCAGCAGCCGCAGUGCCUGCAGUUCUGGUACCACAUGUAUGGUUCCAGCUGGACCAUGGGCCUGGCCCUCUACCUGCUGCAUGGCAAUGAUGCCCGGGAGGUCUGGAGACUGAGAGAAAGCAAAGGGAACACCUGGCACCGUGCUCUAGUGCCCCUCAUACCCCGGGGCAACUUUCAGGUUAUCUUUGAAGGACGCAGAGGUGCUGAUGCUAGAUCUGAUGUGGCUGUAGAUGACAUCUCUCUACACAGAGGAACUUGUGAAGAUCUGCUUCCCCCACCUCUGCCAGACAGCAACCAUCCAGUGUGCAGAAUCAACUGUGAUUUUGAGAAGGAUCUCUGCACCUGGAACCAAUACCUGGCUGAUGUUUUUGAUUGGACGAGACACAGUGGCUCCACCCCCACGCUGUUGACUGGUCCUUCCUCUGACCACACAACUGGAAGUGGUCACUACAUGUACAUUGAGGGGGACAGCGCCACUCAUGGCGAUACAGCACGUCUCCUCAGUGAGGAAUGCACUGAUGUGCAGCCGCAGUGUCUGCAGUUCUGGUACCACAUGUACGGUUCCAGCUGGACCAUGGGCCUGACCGUCUACCUGAUGUACGGCAACCACCCCCAGGAGGUCUGGAGACUCAGAGAAGACAAAGGGAACACCUGGCAUCGCGCUCUGGUUAACCUCAAACCCCAAGGCCACUUCAAGAUAAUCUUUGAAGGACGCAGAGGUGCUGAUGCUAGAUCUGAUAUAGCUGUAGAUGACAUCUCUCUACACAGAGGAACUUGUGAAGAUUUAAUGAACAGCAUUCCUACUCCAUCCAAACCUGAGCAUCCAAUAGUAAGCACCCCAGGUAGCAUCAGAACAACAACUCCACAGCCAUCUAGAGAGACCACAACGGUCAAAUCUCAAAAGACAAGUGCAAGUAUCCCAGCAAACCCCAACACUCCAGCUCCUUCUGCUGCAAUGUGUAGAAUCAACUGUGACUUUGAGAACAACUUCUGCACCUGGAAUCAGUUACUGACCGACGUUUUUGAUUGGACGAGACACAGUGGCUCCACCCCCACAUCAAUGACUGGACCUUCCUUUGACCACACAACUGGAAGCGGUCACUACAUUUACAUUGAGGGGGACAGCGCCACUCAUGGCGAUACAGCACGUCUCCUCAGUGAGGAAUGCGCUGACCAGCAGCCGCAGUGCCUGCAGUUCUGGUACCACAUGUAUGGUUCCAGCUGGACCAUGGGCCUGGCCCUCUACCUGCUGCAUGGCAAUGAUGCCCGGGAGGUCUGGAGACUGAGAGAAAGCAAAGGGAACACCUGGCACCGUGCUCUAGUGCCCCUCAUACCCCGGGGCAACUUUCAGGUUAUCUUUGAAGGACGCAGAGGUGAUAAUGCUAGAUCUGAUGUGGCUGUAGAUGACAUCUCUCUACACAGAGGAUCUUGUGAAGAUCUGCUUCCCCCACCUCUGCCAGACAGCAGCCAUCCAGUGUGCAGAAUCAACUGUGAUUUUGAGAAGGAUCUCUGCACCUGGAACCAGUACCUGGCUGAUGUUUUUGAUUGGACGAGACACAGUGGCUCCACCCCCACGCCGUUGACUGGUCCUUCCUCUGACCACACAACUGGAGGUGGUCACUACAUGUACAUUGAGGGGGACAGCGCCACUCAUGGCGAUACAGCACGUCUCCUCAGUGAGGAAUGCGCUGAUGUGCAGCCGCAGUGUCUGCAGUUCUGGUACCACAUGUAUGGUUCCAGCAGGACCAUGGGCCUGACCGUCUACCUGAUGUACGGCAACCACCCCCGGGAGGUCUGGAGACUCAGAGAAGACAAAGGGAACAUCUGGCAUCGCGCUCUGGUCAACCUCACACCCCAAGGCCACUUCAAGAUUAUCUUUGAAGGACGCAGAGGUGAUAAUGUUUGGUCUGACGUGGCUGUGGACGACAUCUCUCUACACAGAGGAACUUGUGAAGAUUUAAUAAACAAUGUGACUGUGUUGCCUACACCGGAGUGGGUGACAGUAGAUAUCCCAGACAGCACCACAACUACAACUACAGCUCCAGAAACCACCACUCCAGAGACCAUUACAAUGGUCACAAUAGAUGAUUGUGUAUCUAAAUUGUGGCCUGAGCAUAACCAAACCACAACUGAGCACGUCCAUGUCCAAACCGCACCUGACCAUGUCCAUGACGAAACCACAACUGAGCACGUCCAUGUCCAAACCACACCUGACCAUGUCCAUGACGAAACCACAACUGAGCAGGUCCAUGUCCAAACCACACCUGACCAUGUCCAUGAUGAAACCACAACUGAGCAGGUCCAUAUCCAAACCACACCUGACCAUGUCCAUGAUGAAACCACAACUGAGCACGUCCAUGUCCAAACCACACCUGACCAUGUCCAUGAUGAAACCACAACUGAGCAGGUCCAUAUCCAAACCACACCUGACCAUGUCCAUGAUGAAACCACAACUGAGCAGGUCCAUAUCCAAACCACACCUGACCAUGUCCAUGACGAAACCACAACUGAGCACGUCCAUGUCCAAACCACACCUGACCAUGUCCAUGAUGAAACCACAACUGAGCACGUCCAUGUCCAAACCACACCUGACCAUGUCCAUGAUGAAACCACAACUGAGCAGGUCCAUAUCCAAACCACACCUGACCAUGUCCAUGAUGAAACCACACCUGAGCACGUCCAUAUCCAAACCACACCUGACCAUGUCCAUGAUGAAACCACAACUGAGCCAUCUACUUCAACAACAGCCGGUCCAGUUCAAACAACAACAGCACCAAAAACCACAAGUCCUGAACCAGAAAAACCAGCACCAACUACAACCACAACAACAACAACAACAACAACAACAUCAGCAGCAACUCCUAAACCAAGUUUCAGUAAGUGCUCCAUUGAUGAUGAUCCUGAGUACAGAACCUUUGACAACUUCAAGCACAAAUUCAAAGGCAAGUACUCGUAUGUGCUGGUCCAGACCUCCAACCUGCCAAACAACGUUCCAGAGGUCUACAUAGAGGGCAUUAACCAGAAAGGACAUAACCAUGAUAGCAGCGAAGAGGAUGAUGACAGCAGUGAAGAGGAUGAUGGUGACGGUCGUCUUCGUGCUCUCAGGAUCCGAGUAUACAACUUUACGGUGGAGUUUAGAGAGGGCAGAAAAGUGAUGGUGAACAGGGUGCUGGCCAGAGCCCCUGUCUUCCCCACCCCAGGAUUAAAGAUUUUGGAGCGUUCUUCUCGUCUUUACCUCCAGACGGACUUCGGCCUCUCAGUAGAGUUCAAAGGCAAAGGCAAAGCAGAAAUCUCGCUGCCUGACACGUAUAAGACAAAGGUCGGCGGACUCUGUGGGAACUACGAUGGCAGGAAAAACAAUGACAUGAUGAAGCCGAAUGGUCAGCAGGCGCAUAACGUGAAAGAGUUUGGAGAAAGCUGGAGAGUCGUGGCGGAGAAAGCUGCAGUCAGACAGAGGCGGUCUUCACUGCUCUACGCUCUCUCAGGCCCACGCCAGUGAAAAGGAAAUGAACAAUUCCAUUUUGUAUUAAACACUUUUUUUAAAUGUUCACUCCAGCUGAAAUGGUCUUUUUUGUCUUGAGUCCUAUAAACCUUGUCUCGUUCAAGCUGUACAACUGUUUAAGAGGGAAAAGUUUGUGACUGUUCUAUUUAUAUGUGUAUCGAUUUCGUGUUUCAGGGUGGGGCACGUCUUUAAAUUAGACAGGUUUCAUUUUUACACAGUUUUAGUUCUGUGCGUUUAAAUCUACACUCUUCAGAUUGUAUGUUUUCUUUUUCAUUUCUUGCAUAAAACCUUAGAAAAACAUUAUUAUAUACACAUUCAACCCUCUUGAUCUCUUGAAUAUGAGUGAGGGGGUCAUAUGUAAAUGUAGUCAUGGUUGUGACCUCAUAGCACUGAAGAAUUUACUAUUACUUUAGGGGAAUUUCCACAUAUCAUUGCCAUCCUCACUCACCACAUAUCAUUGUCUCAUGUGAGCUCAGCAGCUGCCCUUUGCAUCAUGUGAAAAUUUCAUGACGCCCCAUUGGUGUUUCAGGGCAGUCGUGGGCUAUAGGUUAGAAAACCUGUUAGAGAACCUGUUCGAUCUCCAGAGCCAACAGUUUGUGACUGAGGUGCAACCACUCCGGGCAAGUGUGCUUACUGCCCCCUAGUGUGAGCCUUCACUAGUGUGUAUGUGGUGUUUCUCUGGACCGAUGGGUGAAAGUGUGGAGGUGAAAUUUCCCUGUUGUGGGACUUAAUCUAAUCAUGAAUGGAUCAGCAGAAAUGCUCAAGAAUUGUUUGGGGAAAAAUCUCUUCACACAAGUUUACAUUAAAGGUUCUCUCCUGUAAAGUUUCCACUCUGGAGAUACCUGUUUUUCUCAGGACAGUGAAGUAAUGGACUGAAUGAUACACUUGAAUAGCACAUCAGACUCUUAAAAAAAGGAUCCAUUAAAGAAGAAGUACCUUUUUCGUUGUUAUGAUAGGCCUCAGGUGGUUUAACACACUCUACAGCAUCCACUAAUGUGACAUUCUCAUUUUUACUCUAAACAUAAUGGUUUGACCCGCCACUGCCAUUUGUUUAAGUAAGUUGUUAGAUAACUUUGUCAAAUUAGCAUCUACAUGUUUUAUGAAGUUAUUUCAGUGUAAAGUCUACUUCCAGUUUGGGCACCCCGCAUCCAAUUCCGUUUUAUAGAUUUAAAAAUAAGUGAUAAGUAGUAAAAAUAAGUGAACAUGUCUAUAGACAACACACUUCUGCACUUUUUGAUACACAGCUACUGUUUAUUUGCUGAAUUUAACAUAUUGGGGUACAAUAAACAUAAAACGUGGCCUGUGCAAAUGUUAUGUCACGUGAUAUUUUGUGUUUUGUUAAUCUCUUCAAAUUAAAAGAAAUUGUGCACUAAAAGAAUACAAUGUCAUAUUUGUGUUAUAUGUGUGUCCUUUGUUGAGAAUGUGUUUACUUUCACACAGAAAAUCAGUUGGGGAGUGAUCAAACUU
Pygocentrus nattereri (red-bellied piranha) is the source of this 6656-nucleotide messenger RNA. RefSeq names its product MAM and LDL-receptor class A domain-containing protein 1. The record is from RefSeq and is a predicted model, not a curated record. Gene Ontology annotation, cellular component: membrane. The transcript is spliced from 31 exons. The coding region runs from base 120 to 5186 and encodes 1688 amino acids. Lineage: Eukaryota; Metazoa; Chordata; Actinopteri; Characiformes; Serrasalmidae. Gene Ontology annotation, biological process: nervous system development.